This is a messenger RNA of Plasmodium knowlesi strain H, 1956 nucleotides long. RefSeq names its product conserved Plasmodium protein, unknown function. The transcript is spliced from 3 exons. NCBI's taxonomy places the organism in Eukaryota, Apicomplexa, Aconoidasida, Haemosporida, Plasmodiidae. The record is from RefSeq and is a predicted model, not a curated record. The coding region runs from base 1 to 1956 and encodes 651 amino acids.
AUGAAAAAUAAUUUGGAAAACAAGUCCGAAAAGUACCAGAAAUUGCUCCUGUCAGCGUCUAUAAAGAGAGAAGCAAAAAAAAAUGAAGAAAAUAAAAAUGCGAAAAAGAAUCCCUAUGGAAACAAUGAUAAUAAUAAUUUUAUCAUAUACAUGGAAUUUAAAUUCGAGAAUUUAAUCCUUUGUAGGUAUCUGUUUGAGAUCAGGGAUGAGCUGGGGAUGCCAAUUCGGAGUAGCGUUCAAAUAACGAGGUUCAUCAUCAUGCGGAGCGAAAACCAUAUCAUGGGUACGUGUGUAUCCAACAGAAUCAUCCUCUGUUACAGGAACGACAAAGAAACAAAGAUAAUAUUGCAAAGACUCAAGGAGGAGUUAAAAACAAAGUAUUCCAUAUGUCUAAUGGAUGAAAGGAAUGAGGAGAGUAAGGGAUAUGAUAUAGACAAGUGUCUCCUUUCAUACAUUAUCCAAUUUACUUUAGUAUGUAAGUACGUAGAAUGUGGCAAGUGGGUUCAUAUAUGGGAUAAUAUGGAUACUAUCAUUGAAUCAAAAUUUUGUGGAAAUAAUUCUAGUAAAUACUUUAACUGCAUAGGCUUUAAGUUCCAUAUAUUAAAUACUAAUUAUAGGGUGGUAGCUAGACAAAAAAAAAAUUGCACACAUUUUGUUCAGAUGCACUUAAAGGUUAUGUUAAAUAUGUAUAAGGUUCUUCCCUUGCUGGAAGAACAAAUUUGUGAAAAUAUGUAUGUGUAUUGUCUACCGCGUUGUUCCAUGAGGGGUACCAUUUUAGGUGUUCUGGACGCUGCGGAUACAAAAGGGGAGGAACCGAAUUUCAAUUACAAGGAUUACUGGCUCAACGUACACGGUUAUGUGUUAAACGAAAAUGCUGUAAACAAAAUAAUAAAGGUGAAGCUAUACAAAGGAGUAUUUAAUUACCCCCAAGGAGCUCUCCUAAGAGAAAAUAUAUACAAAUUAAAUGUAGCAGUAAAGAAUAAUAAUACUUUUUUUUACGUUUGCCAUUUUAUAAAAACUUUUGAACUGUUAAAAGGGGAACGGAUAAAAUUGCUGAGGUUUUCCGAAUGGGAUGAAGGAGGAGAAAAUAUAUUCGGCGAUCUUUUCGUAGCGAAAAAUAUUAUUUCCGUAAAAAAAGAACAAGGGGAUGAUCAGGAUGAUUCGGAAUUUUACACAAAAUUGAAUCUAAUUUGUAAACAUGAAUUUGAAGAGAACAAUUUUUCUGAAUCAAUUUAUCAAUCAAAUAAACUACAAAAAACAUAUGACAAUUCGUACCACCUGUAUGGGAAUACUUUAACUACCUCGGGCAUAUCAAUAAAUUUGGAUUUUUCCAAAAAUAAGAAAAGUCACACGGGUGGCGAAGGGGGGGAGUCGUCCAAAAGGAACUUGGGAACCAUUCUGAAGGAAUCUGCAAUGACCUACUAUGGCAGACAAGUAGAUCUACAAAGGAAACCCAUUGAACAUGAAGCACGACAGGAAGGCGAUUACUGCGCAAGGAAUGUUAACCCUGACUAUGCACAUGACCUGGUUGACAGAAUGAAAGAUGAAGGAACCACCGUAGUGCAAACCAUGAAUUACCAGAACAAGCACGCACAGAAGAAAAAGGCACAAGCUGCCGAAUCCUACACAGUGAGGAAUCCAAACAGAAAGGACCAAUUGGACAAAUACCUGCACAACGUUGCAAAGAGUUACAACUCCGUGGAGGAAAAAAAACUUCAUCAUAUGGCUGAGGUUAGAAUGUUCGAAAACGUAAACCCGCAAAUCAUAUUUUCCAAAGAUUUUGAGAACUUCCUAGACAAUCUGGACGAGGCUGCACUGUACCAGCAGGAGCCUCUACUACCCCCAAUAAAUUUUGACCAUCGGGAAAAGAAACGACCCAAUUUUCCCAUAACCAGUUCGCCACUUGGCCAAAGGGAAGACCACUCAGAGGUUAUGAAGACACGCAAAAUGAUGUAG